This is a messenger RNA of Anopheles coluzzii, 1999 nucleotides long. RefSeq lists its product as uncharacterized. The record is from RefSeq and is a predicted model, not a curated record. The coding region runs from base 721 to 1854 and encodes 377 amino acids. The transcript has a single exon. NCBI's taxonomy places the organism in Eukaryota, Metazoa, Arthropoda, Insecta, Diptera, Culicidae.
CACACACACACACACACACACACACACACACACACACACACACACACACACACACACACACACACACACACACACACACACACACACACACACAAACACACACACACACACACACACACACACACACACACACACAGUGCCCUGUGAAGUGCGGUUUUUUGGUGGAGGACAGAUUUGGAUUGGUGUGAACGGCGAAGCGAUUUGCACGUCCUCGCUCUGCGGUGUGGUGCCGGCGGUGCCGCUUGAGCGGCUCGCCUUGCCCGGUGGGCCCUGUCGCGAGGGUCUUGCCCGAUCCUACACAGAAAACUUUUUUUACUGAACUUCAGUAAAAUUUUACUGUAAUUUUUUUAACUGAAGUUUCAGUAAUCCUUUCAGUAAAAAGAAUGUUUACUGAAUCAUUCAGUAAUGUCCGGUGCUCACCAAAAUGACAGCUCGUUUACUGAAAUCCCAGUAAAGCCAUUCUCAUAUUACUGAGACGUUUGAUAUGACGUUUGACGUUUAAUUGUUCGGCCGCAUUUCCGUCGCGCUCCGUGAUUUUUCAAUAAUUUUCUUGUGUUUUCUGCGUCGCAUCGCAUUGUUGCCUAUUCUACGGACUACUAAACUGUUUAACAUCAUCGUUUCGUCUUGUCGAAUUGUUAGGUUGCAUCACAACUGUGGUUUCCUGCUGUUUUUUCCUGCUCGGCUUAGCAGUGUUGUGCUGAGAUUACGCGUGAUUUCGCGAUGGCGGCUAUUUGCUUCUCGUGUGCUGAACCGCUAGAGGCCACCGGCUGCAUCAUCAGUUGUGCAUAUUGUAACGCUACGUUCCACCGCGGCUGUUGCAAAUUGCCCCCCGAGCUGAUUGACGCAGUAUUGUCCAAUGUCGACCUGCACUGGAGCUGCAUUGGCUGCACUAACAUGCUUAAAAAUCCGCGCUGCCGUUCGGUAAAAGAAAUAGGCGCCCAGGUCGGUUUCCAAGCCGCCCUCAACUCAGCUGUAGCAGCUAUUGGCAAGCUCGUUGAGCCUAUUGCCGCCGAAGUUCGCAGUGGUUUUACCCUCCUUCAAACUGCAUCCACGCCUCACAAUCGGAACUCUGAUCCUCGACCAGCUACUAGUAGAAAGCGGAGGCGCAUAAUCGAGGAUUCGACAUCUCCUGGUGUAAACAAAAUUGUAAACAGUCGCGGUAACAUCCUUUGUGCCGCGUCAUCGCCAAACGCAUACACCAACACCACGAUUGGCGUCCAGCCGGCACCUACACAACCGCAUGAACUGGUGGGAACCGAUCCGUUAUCAUCACCGCUUCAAGCUGCACCUCGUGAGCCAUUCACAGAUAGGAUCUGGAUCCGCCUAUCCCGCUUAUCAACGGCCGUCACUGUGGAACAAGUGGUCGCUUCUGUAAAGCGUCGCUUAGCCACCGAUGACGUUAUAGCGUAUUGCCUGCUGAGAAGAGGGGUUAGUGUGGACAGCAUGAAUUGGCUUUCAUUCAAAGUGAGGGUCCCGGCUAUCCUUCGGGAUGCGGCACUCACACCAUCCACCUGGCCCGUCGGUAUCGGUGUACGUGAGUUUUUUCAAUCCCGUCAACACGACCACCAAACCUCAUCUCCUAUAGCCACCCGAAACCGCUUUACAACACGCACACCAGCUACUAGUACUGAUCACCACUACCCCACACGCACACCAACAACGACUCACCAUUUAGCCGCACGCACGUCUACUCCACCUGGUCCUGAAACAACAUCAUCACAACAGUGUUACCCCCCGGUGAAUGAUACCUUGGAAGCACCCAACUCAACACUUGUUUCUGGACCGCCCCAAAACCACCGUGCUUCAUCUCCGCACCUACACCAGUCUACAAUCGAUCGCUUUUUUCUCAACUAGACGAAGUUCCGCUCAUUGCACGCAACAAACACGACAAGCCUCAUGCUCUGACAACGCAGCUCAAUUGACUUACCGUAUACCCGCUUUAUCCAACCGCCACAAUGACAACGCUACCGCUGAGUAUUUAAGCUGCUAUUAUCAAAAC